AAAGCACAGUGCCAGUGGGAUAUAUGCAGAGGGAGGCAGUAAGAAGCUGAGGAUUCAGCCGCCAUGGAGGUUCUAGUCUUGGUUGACUUUGAGGGCCUGCUGAGCGACGAGUUGAAGAUCGCUGCCGGCGACAUCAUCCAGAAGGUGCAACCGGGCCCCGAAGAGGGAUGGCUGCAGGGCGAAUUGGGGGGCAAGACAGGUCUUUUCCCUCAGCAUUUUGUGCAGGAAAUCCCAGCAAGUCUCCGAGCGGAUGGUUCCCAGCGGUGUCCCCGAUCUGUCCGCAGCGUCCAUGCUGUGAAAAAGCCGCCCCUGCUGAAGCAGCGCUGGUGCCAAGUCACCUUCCCUUACACCCCCGCCAAAGAAGAUGAGCUGGCAUUGUGUCCUGGAGAGCUGGUGCAAAUCUUGGAGGAGAUUGAGGAUGGCUGGUGGCUGGGCAAGAAGAGCGGGCAGUUGGGUGCCUUCCCUUCCAACUUUGUGCAAGAACUGGGCACCGUCUCUCCAGAACCAAUUUUCCCAGACUCCAAAGCAGGGGCAGCGAAACAGCGGCCCAAAAUGACAGAUGAGACAUUCUUGUUCAGUGAGGCUGAGGCUGGGAAGCUGGAGACGGUGAUGGAGAAGUCUGUUCCCUGCAUCCCGAAGGCCCAGACUCCCCAAACCUCUGCUGCUGACGUGCCUCAGUAUUGCCGAGUCAUGUUUGAUUAUGAACCAGAGCACGAAGAUGAGCUGCCACUCAAGAAGGGUGACUUGGUUCUCUUGCUGAGCAAGGACACUGUGGAUGUGGGUUGGUGGGAAGGGCAGAUCCACGGCAAGAGGGGCCUCUUUCCCGACAACUUUGUCAUGCUUUUGACUCAAGUGAAACCAGGGAUCAAAUCUCAAGUGCCAGUCAGGAGCAAAGACUCUGCCACCAAGUCAACAAAGAAGGUCUUCCAAGUCAGCAAAGUGGACGAGAGACAACUUGGAAACCACAAAGAUGCAAAGGAACAAAAGAAAAUGGACACCCCCAAGCUGAAUCCUCCUGUCAAGAAGGGAGCGCCCACUCCUCCUUUACCUUCAAAGACUCCACCGCUCCCCGUCAUGCCACACAAAUCCUCAAGCUUUCCCAUUUCCUGCACGCCAGCUCCUGUGGGGAAAAGCAAGGCUAGUGAAGUGGAAAUGACUCCUUUCGAUGCUCUCCUUUUCCCCAAUGCCAAACUGAGCCACCCAACAGCAGACCGCCCCAAAAUGCCGGGGAAGAGGCCUCCCAGCCAGCCAACUGCUGGCUUAGUGGUGAAGGCGCCAUCCUUACCUGCCAGAGAGGACUCUCCAGCCCCAGCCAGUGAAAUGCCUCAAAUGGGGGAACACCCAGUGUUCCUGGAGGAUCUCAAGAUGGAGCUUGGCUCGCUGAAGACCUUCAUGGAGGUGUUGCGUGCUCAGCAUCGGAGAGACAUGGAGGAGCUGAAGGAGCAGCUGUGUCAGGAGCAGGCGAAAAGGGCAGCCCUAGAGGCUGAAAUUAAGCAGCUGAAGCAGACCCUGGCCCAGGGCUGUAGGAAUGUGAUCUCUGGGGAUGGAGCCCCAGGCUUCGGUGCCACCUCACCAGUGCAGAACCUGUUGCCUGCUGUCUCCACCAAGGACUCUUGAGGGGAGCCACACCAUUCUCCCAUGGCCUGGAACUGCUGUGGAGGAAAGAUCUAGUCAGCCACUCUGUAGAGUCGGGGGCUUUGUUUCCUUCUGUCCUGCUCCCAUCAAUGUCUUGGGUUCCAGCAUGCACUGCAAGGCCCAGUGCCAUCACUUCCCCCUGCUUGAACUGUUCCGUUUCAGUUGGGCUUGCAAGGAACUGAGAACACCUAUCCUGCCCCCCCGGCAUGGCCUGAAGGUGGGGUACAGCUGGGACUUGCUGGCUGGCACUGCCAGGAUUGGUUUCACCUGUCCUUUUUUGCUGCCUGAAUUCUGCC
This is a messenger RNA of Eublepharis macularius, 1931 nucleotides long. It is a transcript of the gene MNMIP1, whose product is annotated as SH3 domain containing 21. Bases 64 to 1617 code for a protein of 517 amino acids. Lineage: Eukaryota; Metazoa; Chordata; Lepidosauria; Squamata; Eublepharidae. The transcript has 17 exons. The record is from RefSeq and is a predicted model, not a curated record. Gene Ontology annotation, molecular function: protein binding.